UCCAAUCGUGGGGCCGGCGGUUACCGCGCUCGGCCCCGCCGCGGCUGCGCGGGAGGCGGCGCAGGCCCGGUGCCGCCCGCCCGCUCCCACCCCGCGCUAAGAUGGCGGCGCCCAGGGCGGGAGGCGUUGGCGGCUGAGGGCGCGCGCAGAACAGACAUUACAGCAGUAAAAAUGCAGUCGGUUUGUCAGAGAGUUGGCACCUGCUCCAUGUGUUUGAAUAGACAACUAAAUGGCUUCCUGGGAUUAAUUAAAUGGCGGAGAAGACUGGUUCCUGCUUGUGUCAGAACUAUUUACAGUGAGACGGGGAAAUGGGAGAGAAGCUAUGGGUUGGAGACAAGAAAAAGAGUGGAAAAUUGGUGGUUCCCAAGGAUAAAGGACCAGUUCUGCAGAAUUUCAGAAACCGAUAAAUCAAGACCAAAAUUUUAUGUGCUUUCUAUGUUCCCAUAUCCUUCUGGAAAGCUUCACAUGGGCCAUGUUCGUGUCUACACCAUCAGUGAUACAGUAGCUCGGUUCCAGAAAAUGAGAGGGAUGCAGGUGAUAAAUCCAAUGGGAUGGGAUGCAUUUGGUUUACCAGCAGAAAAUGCUGCAGUUGAGCAUGGUCUUCACCCUGCAAGCUGGACAGAAAGUAAUAUUCAACACAUGAGGAAACAGUUUGAUGCACUAGGUCUGUCUUUUACAUGGGAAAGGGAAAUAACCACUUGUCUACCAGAGUACUACAAAUGGACACAGUAUCUCUUUCUUAAGCUUUUUGAAGCUGGGAUAGUGUAUCAAAAAGAGGCCUUGGUCAAUUGGGAUCCAGUGGAUCAAACCGUUCUAGCAAAUGAGCAGGUGGAUGACAAUGGUUGUUCAUGGCGUUCAGGAGCAAAAGUGGAACAGAAGUACCUCAAACAGUGGUUUAUCAAAACUACUGCUUAUGCAAAGGCUAUGUUUGAUGCUUUGUCUGAUCUCCCUGAAUGGUACGGUAUAAAAGAAAUGCAAGCAAAUUGGAUAGGUGACUGCGUUGGAUGUUCCUUUGACUUCUUGCUAAAGGUUAAUGGUGCAGUAACAGAGGAGAAGCUAGCGGCUUACACCUAUACGCCUGAAGCCAUUUAUGGAGCUUCCCAUUUAUGUAUUUUACCAACUCACAGACUGCUGCAUGGGAAUAGCAGUCUGAAGGAAGUCUUUCAGGAGUUCAUCCCAGGGAAAGACUCACUCACUUCAGUGACAGCUGUGAAUUUGCUUACCAAUCAAGAGAUUCCUGUAGUAAUCUCAGCAACAAGUUUUGAGAAUUUUCUUGACACUAAAAUAGGAAUUCCAAGUACUAGUGCAGAAGAUGCUGCAAUAGCUAAGAAUCUGGGCAUUUCUUUCACUGAAGUCAUUGAAAAAUUGCCAAAUGGUCUGGAGAGAGUCAUUAAUUCUGGAGAGUUCACAGGCAUGACUCGGCAGGAGGCUUUAAAAGCUCUUACCCAGCAAGCCAAAAAUAAAGGAAUAGGUGGAGACCUAACAAGUGACAAAUUAAGAGACUGGUUAAUAUCUCGACAGCGGUACUGGGGAACACCUAUUCCUGUCAUUCACUGUCAGACGUGUGGCACUGUUCCUGUGCCUUAUGAAGAUUUACCUGUGGUGCUGCCCAGUGUAACCACUUUCACAGGGAAGGGAGCUUCACCUUUAGAAACUGUUCCAGAAUGGGUGAACUGUGCCUGUCCAAGGUGUAAGUCAGCAGCAAGGCGAGAAAUUGAUACCAUGGAUACAUUUGUUGAUUCUGCUUGGUAUUACCUGAGAUACACUGACCCUCACAACACUGACAGGCCCUUUAAUAGUGACUUGGCUAACUACUGGAUGCCUGUGGAUUUGUACAUUGGAGGAAAGGAGCACGCAGUUAUGCACUUAUUCUAUGCUAGGUUUUUCAGCCAUUUUUGCCAUGACCUGAAGAUGACCAAACACAAGGAGCCUUUCCAUAAGCUUUUGGUUCAAGGUCUUAUCAAGAAUCAGACGUUCAGACUAACAUCAACAGGCCAGUAUUUGAAGAGAGAGGAGAUUGAUUUCACUGGCACCGAACCAGUUCACCUAAAAACUGGUGAGAAACUCCAAGUCACAUGGGAAAAAAUGAGCAAAUCUAAGCACAACGGAAUAGAUCCUGAAGAAUUAGUGAAAGAAUAUGGCAUUGACACCAUACGUCUUUACAUUCUGUUUGCUGCUCCUCCAGAUCAAGACAUUUUGUGGGAUGCUAAAAAUGAUGCUGUACUGGGUGUUCAGAGAUGGCAGACUCGUGUCUGGACGCUUGUAACCAAACUUAUUGAAGCAAGGACUUCAGGAACCAUGCCCAAUCCUGAGCUUCUGAAUAAGAAAGAGAAGACUGAAGCCAGAAAGAUCUGGGAACAGAAGAAUCUGGUGAUUUCUGAGGUAACAGAGUACUUCACAAAGGAUCAUUUGUUCAAUGCAGCUAUUUCUCGACUGAUGAGCCUCUCUAACGUACUCCAUCAAGCUCCUCGACCUCUUAUUCUUCACAGUGCAGAAUAUGAAGAUGCUCUGGCUACACUCUGCAUUAUGAUUGCACCUAUGGCUCCACACAUUGCAUCAGAGAUGUGGAAAGGUUUGGCACAUAUGCACAAUAAACUUUGUACGCACCAUAGCUGGGGGACUGACGUGCUGCAUCAGUCCUGGCCCAAAGUAGACCCGGAAUACCUAAAACCAGCAGAUGUUGUGGAGAUGGCUGUUCUGAUCAAUAACAAAGCUUGCGGCAAAGUUUUUGUGCCUCACCAAGCAGCCCGCAAUUUUGAAGAAGUCCACGAACUAGUUCUUCAAAGUGAACUUGGAAUCAAGCAUCUCCAGGGAAGAACCAUUAAAAAGGCCUUUCUGUCUCCAAGAACUGCCCUUAUCAACUUCCUAGUGCAAGAAUAAGACUUUGCUGGGCUGUAAAGGGGAACAGGAAUCUUUCAGGAUGAAACCAAUUCAAAAAUACCAAUUACGGUUAUUUAAAUCUCAUGUAAUGGCAGGAGAGAAAUGUGAACAAAACUAGGGUGCUGCCAAAUCUUCAUUUCUACAUGGAGAAAUGCACAGAAUUAAAAGUUUCUUAUCAAGUCAUGGUAAGAUGCUGGUUGUCUGUAUUCUCUGGGAGAAUGAGCAGGAAGUACAAAAGAACUAAAUGAUUGUAGCAGAACAUAAAUGUUGUAAAGCACAUGGGUUUUGGGUCAGCCUCAGGAAUCUAUCCUACUGGAAAUUUGGCUUGGGUAAACGCAGAGGAAUAAAUAGGAUUCCAGAACUAACCAACUGCCGUGAGUAUGUGCUACACCAAAUGUUAGGUGCUCUACAGUCUGUCAGCCUUUGCUCCCUAUAUCUUAUGUUUGGGUACCCUACCAUUAAUCAACACUUUCUGUAGUAAUAUUUUCUUAAAACUUGGUGUUAAUUAGUGCUGGCUAAUUGCCUUGGGCAUAGCAGGUAGCCAGACUGGGGUGGUUUGAUCCAUUUCACAUAUAUCUCAGAGGCAAGCCAAGGAAACAGGCAGAUGAUUUAACUGAGCCGUGACUUAGCCAGGAUCCUCCUUAUUUGCUGGAAUAUUUUUGUUGGUUCGUACAUGAGAGAGUCAAAUUCCAGCAAGUGCUGACAGUUGUUUCUGCACAGACCAGAUGGAAGUUACUUCCCAUUCAUGAGCCAUCUCAGAGACUUUCCGAGGGAGUCAAGAAAGGGACGAGUCAGCUCUCAGUAACAGAGCAGUGAAGGCAGACAGCAUGCUUUUUGCUUCCACUCCUCUUUUUUUAUAGUGCCUAGAUCAUAAAACUUCAAUCAACAUUCUUUCUUCCUUUCUUUUUUGCUGAGGUUUCUUUAAGUAGAAAUAGCAGUUGUUUCUAAAAGUCAAGACUCAGAUAGAAUCAGACUUUCAUAAAAGACAAAGCUACUCUCAUGCCUCAUUCCAGCCAUUUUAUUUGUACACAGCAUUGCUGUUAUAUCUACAUGGAAAUGCUUAUUGUAUUUAGCAAGUGCUUGAAAAAGGUUUUCCAAAGAGACAGUUACAAGGUUCAUUGUUUAGGAAUGCCUUUUCCGUAACAACUAUUAAAACUAGCCACUUAUGAGCCCUUCUGACAGCUAAGAAGUUGAUGAUAACAAGAAGCUAGGCAAAUACAGAGGUCUGUUAACCCUCCAACCCAGCAGCCAUCCAGAUGGUGCAUUAGAUUGAAAAGAACCAACAAAAAUCACAGUAAAUAAGUCCAAGAGAUCCUAAGCAGCUAGGAUCAGGACGGAUCCUUUGCAGUGUCAGUACGAGCUGAGAAAUACUAAAAAUCAUUUUAUUUUUAUCAUUUUUGGUAGCAAAGAUUACAUAAUAGAGAUUCUGGGCUCAGUGAGCAGAUUCGGCUCUACACUUUCCUAAAUCUGCAACAAAACUCUUCUGAUUUCUACUUCCUUCUGGACCACGCUAGUGCAGAUUUUCUGUUCAGCUGUCCUUUGACACAAGAAUGACUAAGAAAUAGAAUAUUUAUAAUGAAGAUACAGUCUUUGCUGUUUUAAGACUCCCAAAAUCUUAGCCACAAAGGAAUGCAUUCAGACAUUUAGACACAGGCCUUUAGUUGGAGUUAAAAUAAUUUGAAUUCCAGUGUCUGCCUGACAUAUAUGUUGUUAUAAAUUCAUGAAACUCCUGUUCAGAAGCCCCUAAAAGACUGUGAAAGAGAUCCUUUAAAGUAAAAUCUGUAGCACAGCCCGCUCCUGCUUUUUUUCAUAUAAAAGUUUAACACACCC
Messenger RNA from Anas platyrhynchos (mallard), 4710 nucleotides. RefSeq names its product leucyl-tRNA synthetase 2, mitochondrial (gene LARS2). Gene Ontology annotation, biological process: leucyl-tRNA aminoacylation; mitochondrial translation. Gene Ontology annotation, cellular component: mitochondrion. The record is from RefSeq and is a predicted model, not a curated record. Gene Ontology annotation, molecular function: ATP binding; leucine-tRNA ligase activity; aminoacyl-tRNA deacylase activity. Lineage: Eukaryota; Metazoa; Chordata; Aves; Anseriformes; Anatidae.